AUGUCAACUGGGAUUUAUUCAUCCAUCGAACCGACGCUAUCGGCGUUUAAUACAGAGGAAUACAGCCCACAAUUGGUGGAAGGUGUUGAUUCUGUGCUUAUUAUUGGGUCUGGUGGACUUUCCAUCGGACAGGCCGGAGAAUUUGACUAUUCAGGGUCUCAGGCUAUCAAGGCGUUGAAGGAAGCUAACAAGAAGACAAUUUUGGUGAACCCCAACAUUGCCACGAACCAGACGUCGCAUUCGCUAGCUGACGAGAUUUACUAUCUCCCAGUGACUCCUGAGUAUAUUACGUACAUUAUCGAGCGCGAAAGACCGGAUGCGAUUUUGUUGACUUUUGGUGGUCAAACGGGUCUAAAUUGCGGUGUUGCUCUCGAUAAGGCGGGCGUGCUAGCUAAAUACAACGUUAAAGUGUUGGGUACCCCAAUCAAGACGUUGGAAACUUCGGAAGACAGAGACCUUUUCGCACAGGCUUUGAAAGAAAUCGAUAUUCCAAUUGCGGAGUCUAUUGCAUGUGACACUAUAGAUGCGGCUUUGGAAGCAGCUGAAACGGUGGGGUUCCCUGUGAUCGUCAGAUCGGCAUAUGCCCUUGGUGGUUUGGGGUCUGGUUUCGCUAAUAAUGCGCAAGAAAUGAAGCAAUUAGCGUCUCAAUCGCUUUCCUUGGCUCCACAAAUUUUGGUCGAAAAAUCGCUAAAGGGUUGGAAGGAAAUCGAAUACGAAGUGGUUAGAGAUCGUGUUGGAAACUGUAUCACGGUAUGUAACAUGGAGAAUUUCGACCCAUUGGGUAUUCAUACCGGUGAUUCCAUUGUCUUUGCCCCCUCUCAAACUUUAUCCGAUGAAGAGUUCCACAUGUUGAGAAGCGCAGCUAUCAAAAUUAUUAGACAUUUGGGUGUCAUUGGUGAAUGUAACGUUCAAUACGCUUUGAGCCCAGACAGCUUAGAUUACAGAGUCAUUGAGGUUAACGCUCGUCUAUCCCGUUCCUCUGCAUUGGCCUCAAAGGCCACUGGUUACCCAUUGGCCUACACUGCGGCAAAGAUCGCCUUAGGAUACACUUUGCCCGAACUACCUAACCCAAUUACAAAAACGACAGUAGCAAACUUCGAGCCCUCCUUGGAUUACAUCGUCGCCAAGAUUCCGCGUUGGGAUCUAUCCAAAUUUCAGCACGUUAACAGAAAUGUUGGUUCCUCUAUGAAAUCUGUGGGUGAAGUCAUGGCUAUUGGUAGGAAUUUCGAAGAAGCUUUCCAAAAGGCCAUCAGAGAGAUUGAUCCAUCCUUCAUUGGUUUCCAAGGUUCUGAUGAGUUUGACGAUUUGGACGAUGCCUUGAGUGAACCUACUGACAGAAGAUGGCUAGCUGUUGGGCAAGCGCUUAUUCACGAAGGUUAUACCGUUGAAAGAGUCCAUGAAUUGACCAAAAUCGACUCAUGGUUCUUGUACAAAUGUAUGAACAUCGUUGAUAUGUACAAGGAUUUGGAGGAAGUUAAUGAUUUGCAUUCGUUGGACAAAGAUUUGCUACAAGAUGCUAAAAAGCUAGGUUUCUCGGACGCCCAAAUUGCUUUGUGUUUAAACAAAAACAGCACAAACAAGACAAACGAAUUGGAAGUCAGAAAAUAUAGAAAGUCGUUUGGUAUCGUUCCAUUUGUUAAGAGAAUUGAUACUUUGGCUGCAGAAUUCCCAGCUCAGACCAACUAUUUGUACACGACUUAUAAUGCCACUAAGAGCGACAUCACAUUUACCGAUAAUGGGGUUUUGGUCUUGGGUUCAGGUGUCUACAGAAUUGGUUCUAGUGUCGAAUUUGAUUGGUGUGCCGUCAAUACUACUAAAGCUUUAAGAAAGGAAGGUAAGAAGACAAUCAUGAUCAACUAUAACCCUGAAACGGUAUCUACAGACUUUGAUGAAGUUGACAGACUAUAUUUCGAAGAACUCUCCUUCGAAAGAGUUAUGGAUAUUUACGAACUAGAAAACUCAGAAGGGUGUGUUAUUUCAGUUGGUGGUCAAUUACCACAAAAUAUUGCUCUCAAAUUGCUACAUAACGGUGCAUCCAUUUUAGGAACUUCUCCAGAGGACAUUGAUAAUGCGGAAAACAGACACAAGUUCUCCACAAUUUUGGAUUCUAUUGGAGUUAAUCAGCCUGAAUGGAGCGAACUUACGUCUGUUGAAGACGCCAAGACUUUCGCAAACCAGGUUGGAUACCCUGUGUUGAUCCGUCCUUCUUACGUUUUAUCCGGUGCAGCUAUGAGUGUUGUGGAAGGUGAACAUGAACUUGAGGUUAAACUAACGUCCGCUUCUGAUGUUUCUCCAGAUCACCCAGUUGUGAUGUCUAAAUUUAUCGAAGGGGCUCAAGAAAUUGAUGUUGAUGCUGUUGCUCACAACGGUAAAGUAAUUGUUCAUGCUAUUUCUGAACACGUGGAAAAUGCAGGUGUGCAUUCCGGUGAUGCAACUUUGGUGUUGCCUCCACAGAAUUUGUCCCAAGAUAUCAAGGACAGAUUAAAAGAUAUUGCCGAUAAAGUAGCAAAGGCAUGGAACAUUACCGGACCUUUCAAUAUGCAAAUUAUCAAAGAUGACAGAGAUGCAGGUACAUCUUUGAAGGUUAUUGAAUGUAAUAUCAGAGCCUCUAGAUCAUUCCCAUUCGUUUCCAAGGUAUUAGGUAUCAAUUUCAUUGAAAUUGCUGUACAAGCAUUUUUGAACAAACAUGUACCUGAACCAACCAAUUUGAUGGACAAAAAGUACGAUUAUGUGGCUACUAAAGUACCACAAUUCUCGUUUACUAGACUUGCUGGAGCAGAUCCUUAUUUGGGUGUGGAAAUGGCAUCAACAGGUGAAGUUGCAUCUUUCGGAAAGAACGCCCUGGAAAGUUACUGGACUGCUAUUCAAAGUACCAUGAAUUUCAACGUUCCAUUGCCACCUAGUGGUAUCCUUUUCGGCGGUGAUUUGUCUAAGAACUAUUUGGGUGAAGUGGUAAAAUACAUUGCACCAUUAGGUUACAAGUUGUAUGCCACCAAUGAAGAAACCAAGAAAUAUCUAGAAUCAUAUUCUAAAGACGCCAAGGUCGACUUGAUUGAAUUCCCUAAAAAUGACAAGAGAAAGUUGCGUGAACUUUUCCAGGCAAAGGAUAUAAGUGCAGUCUUUAACCUUGCUGCAAAGAGAGCGGAAACCUUGGAAGACGUUGAUUACGCAAUGAGAAGAAACGCUAUUGAUUUCGCUCUACCGUUAUUCAAUGAACCUCAAACUGCCAUGCUUUUCGCAAAGUCACUCAACUUAAAGCUUAAGGAAAAGCUAAUGGUGUUGGAAUCUAAAGACGUUGUUGUUCCAAAAGAAGUUCGUACAUGGAGCGAAUACUUACACGGUAAGCCACUAUAA
Molecule: messenger RNA, 3354 nt
Organism: Kluyveromyces marxianus DMKU3-1042
Lineage: Eukaryota; Fungi; Ascomycota; Saccharomycetes; Saccharomycetales; Saccharomycetaceae
Gene: CPA2
Product: carbamoyl-phosphate synthase (glutamine-hydrolyzing) CPA2
Exons: 1
Coding region: 1-3354 (1117 amino acids)
Biological process (GO): UTP biosynthetic process; 'de novo' pyrimidine nucleobase biosynthetic process; L-citrulline biosynthetic process
Cellular component (GO): cytoplasm; cytosol
Molecular function (GO): dihydroorotase activity; metal ion binding; ATP binding
Source: RefSeq, a predicted model, not a curated record